AUGGUUAACAUAACGCCAUCGGUGAAGUUAUUUUAUGGUGGUCAGCAAAAGUUGCUUCACAUUUUCUCCCUGUGGCCGCCGACCCAAGUAAUUGACCACCGUUGGCUAAGAUGGGCUUAUUUGAUAAAUUUUGUUCAUGUUUUGGUAUUUUGGUGUUUACUUUUCGAUUUGAUAUUGGUUUUGUAUAUUAUUCGUAACAUAAAUGUCAUGGAUGAGGUUAUAAGAGCAUUCUUUCUGCUGGCUACCUGCAUAUCCUAUACCUUCAAAUUCAUCUUUGUCAAAGCGAAUAAUAUGCAUUUUCUGCAACUCUUUGAACGUUUCCAAGAGAACGAAGUGACACAUGGAGGAUACAGUCCAGAGGAGCAAUAUAUAUUUAAUUCCACCAUCGAAUUAAGUCGCAAAUUACGCAAUUACUAUGCAAGCAUAUCGCUAUCGGCUUUGCUAAUGAUUAUAUUCUCUCAAUACUGUAUUGAUCCCAACGAAUUACCUUUGGCCACAUAUGUACCCUUUGAUGUAUCUGAUUCCACAUCGUUACGUUAUCGGCUAAUGUAUGCCUAUCAGUGUGUGGCUUUGACCCUAUCGUGUAUUUUCAAUAUCUUUCUUGAUUCUAUGUUUGCUUCAAUCUUUAUCUAUGUGAGAUGUCAAAUGGACAUAUUGGCAUUAAGACUACGAAAAAUUGAUGCCAAUUUAAAGGAGCCUGUGGAAAUGCAAUUGAAAAAAUGCAUUCAAUAUUAUAUGAACAUUAACGAAUUGAAUCUGGCCAUUGAGAAAUUGGUCUCAAAACCCAUUUCAGUGCAAAUUUUGUGCUCCGUUUUAGUUUUAACGGUUAAUUUUUAUGCCUUGUCGUUGCUUUCAGAUAAUGGUUUAGUAUUCUUAAAGUAUUUUCUCUAUCAAUCAUGCAUGUUGGUUGAGAUUUUUAUGUUAUGCUUCUUUGCAGGGUGAGUACAAUUAGUUAGUGGUAAAAUUUGUAUUGUAUCUUCUUUUUUCUUUAAUCUGGAUAUCUAUAAAUCGGAUUGGGUACAGUGGAAAAAAUCUGAUCGUCGUCUUAUGUUGAUAUUCAUGCAACGACUAAAUCGACCCAUCAGGAUAAGGUCUAUCAAUGCCAGUCAAGCCUUUGAUUUGGCUUUAUUCGUUUCCGUAAGUUAA
Molecule: messenger RNA, 1146 nt
Organism: Drosophila willistoni
Lineage: Eukaryota; Metazoa; Arthropoda; Insecta; Diptera; Drosophilidae
Product: odorant receptor 46a-like
Biological process (GO): detection of chemical stimulus involved in sensory perception of smell; sensory perception of smell
Cellular component (GO): plasma membrane
Molecular function (GO): olfactory receptor activity; odorant binding
Source: RefSeq, a predicted model, not a curated record